CAAUCAUGGCGCGAUAAAAGGAGCGGAUAGAUGCAUAUUUCCUAUGCGCAAACAAGAAAUCGUGAUAUAUAAGCUGAUCUGGAAUAUUCUUGUGAUUUCCCUGUGCGCAGCAGUUGCGCAAUCGACAUGAAGGAUACAACCGCAACAGUUCACACACCAAGGAUUCGGCGCAAACCAAAUGGCUGACCAUCGCCUUAAUGACCUGCUCUAUGGGCACCUUGGAGAAGCAAUCUAUGAUCGAGAUACCCAGACAUGGCACUUUUCUCGACAGCUGGGUCGGAGAAAUAUUCUCCAUCCAGUUGGCACUUCUACAGUUCCUAUACCACCAUCGCAGCUCCUGACGGAGCAUGAAUCUUUGCAAGGAAAACGGACGAAGAAGAAGCGCGAAGCACUCAAUCUGAGCAAAAUUCAUCCGGAAAUCGUUCCUGGGCUCGAACUCCUUGCGCCACUUGCCAAGAUUUCAGAGGUCGCUUCCACGGUCACCGAUACUUACGAGCCUACUUCGGCCGAGCUGCUUGCCAUUGGGACAGCAGAGGAUGUUGAUAAUCAGAAAUCAGGCACCAGUACAGUAUCCAUUGCCGCAGUGGCCGGAGGCGAGCUGGGCGAAACUGUGAUACUUGUGCAUCUUCGAAAAGAACAACUAGGUUGGAAAGGAUACAAAGGAACUAGAUUAAGCGUCCAAACGUUUGGGGACGGCGAGAAAGCGCCAUGGCAAGGCGAUUCGGGUCCUGUCAGACAGAUAUGCUUUGCUGAAAGUGACGGAGAAGGCGCGGGAUGGCUAGCUGUGCGCUUUAAUACUUAUACUGCAAUUCUGCGUCCGGCUUUUCGUCGAAAAUUCAGCGCGUCGUUUGCCUUUGAUCCCUCGGUUCCUUCGGCAAAUCACCGUCGUACUCAGAUUGACCCAAACCCUAUUUUGACCUUGCAAUGCGGCGAGACGGGCGGAGCUCCCCAUGCAGAUGUAACGUUCAAUCCAUGGUAUCAGCGGCAAUUUGCGGUGAUAGAUCAGGAAGGGAACUGGAGCAUAUGGAACGCAGAAGGAAGGUUUUGGAAGAGAAGGACGUUCCGUGGCGAUGCGGGGAAAAAGGGAAACAUUUUCGAAGGUCUCGACGAGAAGAAGUUACUCCCCAAUAUGAAGCAGACUGAUGGCUGGGCGAGAAUAUGCUGGGCAGCAAACGUCAAAACUAUAGCCAUGUGCACUCGGAGACACUUUGCGGUGUUCAAUCUCGCGGAGCAACCAGUUCGAUUAAAUUGUCCAGAGCUCGGCAUGAUUCGUUCGACCAGUUGGUUUCUGGACAUGAAACGAAGUCCUGCAAAUGGAAGCCAUGUCUUCGUUCUAACGUCCACUCAUCUGUAUUGGCUAGACGUUUCUGGUCCGGAAGAUGCCUUUGAUGAGGAUCAAGGUCGUAGCGCGGUUAAGAUAUUGAUGUCAUGGAGACAUUAUCGCAGUCAAGACGAUACAAGUUUGCAAAUGCAUCUUUCGAAAGUCGAAGAAGGAGACGGCACGUCUAUACUCAUAUACUCGCGGCUCAAUGAUUUAAUAUCUGUUUUCCAGUUCGCUAUGCCGUCCGAUCCUCCAUCGCUACCCACUUCGAUUGCCGAUCCGUAUAUCCUAAAGCUGCCUCCAACCCUCCUAAGCACUGCUACCCAAGAUGAUCGCUCACACGCUUGCAACAUUCUCACGCUCACCCUGCGGCCCCUCGACUACGUUCUCGCUCACGGAGCUUUACCUGCCGGUCCAGGAAACACAUAUCAAGAGCAAGGUAUCAGGUUCUUUCAGCUUACCGUACUUUGCAACGACUUGAGCGUGCACGAGGCCUUGUAUUAUCGCAGGCAUGACGAGGGAAAGGGGGAAGAUGAUCAUGCACGGAGCGUUCUCGUAGAGGAACCGACGAUAAGGAGCAAAGUCGAUAAAACUUUAAAAAGUUCUAAUCGGAUUGAUGAUGAUUUCAUUGUAGCCGAUGAUGAGAUCGAGCUUGCAGAAACAUCAUCCAGGCGCAGCCGAGAGGGUUAUUAUGGACGUAAGGGGCGGACCAAUAAAGCCAUUGGAUUGUCCGACGACGAAGAUGAAGAUGGUCUUACCGUGGAAGACCCCUACACCGUGCCUUUCGAGCGAGUCUACGAUAUGGCUUUCAGGGAUGCUAUACAAGUUCGCGAGGGAAGCGUCAGUGAGGAUCCCGAAUUUAGUGACUAUUUGCACACGCUUCGUGAGGCUUUCGACGCGAAGAUUGAAGCUGGCGAAAGUCCAAUUGUGUCUCUCCUAGAACUUGGCCCCUCUAGACCCCGUGUGGAUGAUAUUGAUCAAGCUUCUACCGACAUUGACGAGCUGCUCAAGUGGCUUUGGGAACGCGAAUUGAAAGAAAGUGGUCCUGGCGAGAACAGACUGGCAAUUACCCAACUUGCCGUGUCAGAUCUGUUCCCAUUGCAGCCAAGCACGAAGCCAGGAAAAGUUUCCUCGGAGGGGUUGCCGUCGUCAUUAGUUUCAUCAUUUCCAUCCAAUUCUCUCUCCGCCAUCUACGACUACCUGAUUAGCCUUUGGUUAGCCCCGUUACCGAAUACAGUGCCUGGGAGGACUCGUCUCGCAAAGGAGCGUGUUGUACGAAAGGCCGCAGCCGAAUUAUUCCUUGCCAGUAUCGGUCUCAGGGUGAUCCGCAAUAGUGCUCCUUCAGUGGGUGACGCCACUCAAAGUCAGGCAUCCCGUUCUCUUACAGGACCAACGACCGCCGAACCUAGCCUUCCCGGGGAAUACAAUCUGGCGGUACGGGGUCGUUAUCAUGACCACGACGAACUGGACGAUUCUCCAAGCAAAAGAAGAGGCCGACAAAACAGCGCAGACGCAAGGAAUUCCGCUAGACGCGGACCGCGAUCUCCCCUUGGCCGAGCAGCCGUGGAGCCGUCUUCAGAAGUCCCAAUGGACCAGGGCUUUCAACUCACAAAUCCCAGUACGCAAUUCUCACAGCAUGCUCAAACGCCGCAGGAUGGGGCUACUACUACACCAUCAGCUCUCAACGCAGCAGCAGACCUUCCACCUAGUUCGCCUCCAGUGCAGCCUGCAACCGCUGUAGGAGAUGAGACCACGUUUCCAUCAUCACCUCUUGCUCCUCCACCACAGGCUUCUCAACAACUUCCUCCCUUGCAAGAGUCUAAUCAGGCAGAUCACGUAGGCGCCGCAAGUGGGCCAUCGCGCCUAAAUAGACGUGGCAGUAGCCCAAUUCGUGGCCGCGGCCGCAGUCGAAGUCGAAGUGGUAGUAUCAGCAGCCGCACGCCUUCUCGCCGUCGUAGCAUCAGCACCAGCAAAGGCAAGGGUAAAGCCGUGUCUCGAUCCAUCUCCCGCUCGACCCGCGGCUAUACGACCGCAACGUCCACAGACGACGACUUUAGCCAAGACGAGGAAGACCUCGCGUCCUUUCGGCUACGGCAAUAUGUCCCAGUGGCUCCGCAGCCACCGUUACCUCGGUCCAUGAGUCAGAUCCUCUCUCAAUGGACAAUUGGUGAAGACCCCGACAACUUCGAUUGGGAAGCUUCUCAAUUACGUGGAACUUUGGGGCUGGCCUCGCAGUCCAUGUCACAGUCUCAAGGUCUCUUCACACCAUACAGUGGAGACGAUGGCGAUUUCAGUCAGAGAGCUGGACUCGCAUCAGAAGCUAGCAUGGCAACUGGUGCCGGAGGUAUUCCUGCGGAUUUGGCACAUCUUAGCCCCGAAAAAGCAGCUCGCGAACUACGACAUCGUCGUCGUCGCGAAGAGCGCGACCGCCGUCGAUUAGAACGACAUGAACGACGGCAACGCAUGCUGACGGCUCGCGAGAAUCAAAGACGAGAACAAGGCAGUCUUUUCUUUUCGGAACCGGGGUACAUGUCUGGCGUUUUGCCCUCAGAUGGGUUGGAUGAUCCUUUGCAAAGUAGCGCCUUGAGACCUGGACCCAGAAGAGAAAGUCGCGGAGAGCGAGAGGUCGCCGGUCCUGUGGAAGAUGCUAUUCCCGAGGAAGAUGAAAUGGAGCAUGAAAUCCCAGAUGCCUCGCAAAGAGGUCCCAGAGCAGCCCAGCGUGCGCCAAGGACUCCGGCUGCCCGAGUCAGUGGCCGGUCUGACUUGGGAACUGGCUUUGAGGAUAGAGAAGCAACAGCAACAGCAGCAACAGCAGCAGCAUCGGGUUCAGGUCCAGCAGUUAAUCAUCCUCCUCCUACGCCUUUUACAGGGUUCCCUCCGUCCUCGCCUCUUCGCCAGACCACCAGAUCUCAAUUUGCAACCGCCGGUCGACCUGCACCAGCUGCUGCCGAAUUCCAGGGGUUUCUUGACCAGUCUCAGCAUCGUCGUUCCUCUUUUGAUGCCCUUGCAGGCAUGAACGAUAUGCCCAUGACGCAGAUUGAGCGUGGUGCGUUUGGUGCAAGAACGCCUGCUGCAGCGACAGCCGCGGGUGCGCAUACCCCUGCGUCGGGAAGAAGGACGGGCGGCAAGAGGAAGAGGCCGAGAAUGGCAGGAUUUUAGUUUCUUUCUUCCCUUCCUUCCUUCUUAUUUUUAUUUGUAUUUGUAUUUUUUAUAGUAAUUUUUGAAUGGAUCAUUGUCAUUGAAUUGGGCCACUUUGUUUAUUUCCCUUCAUGACUUUGUUUAUAGUCUUCUAUUGGAAUUGUAUUGCGUUGAUAGAAGCUUUGUGGGGU
Messenger RNA from Xylona heveae TC161, 4650 nucleotides. RefSeq lists its product as hypothetical. The record is from RefSeq and is a predicted model, not a curated record. Gene Ontology annotation, cellular component: RNA polymerase I core factor complex. Lineage: Eukaryota; Fungi; Ascomycota; Xylonomycetes; Xylonales; Xylonaceae. Gene Ontology annotation, molecular function: RNA polymerase I general transcription initiation factor binding; RNA polymerase I transcription regulatory region sequence-specific DNA binding. Bases 179 to 4480 code for a protein of 1433 amino acids. Gene Ontology annotation, biological process: nucleolar large rRNA transcription by RNA polymerase I. The transcript has 4 exons.